CCGCCGUCGCCUCGCGCUUCCCUAUUCACUGUCGAUGUGGACAUGGCGGUUGACGGGCUUAGUGAUUCUGACGAGGAGAAUAUUUUGUAUGAUUUAUUAAUAAACACAGAAUGGCCGCCGGAGACGGACACGCAGCUGAGAGGGAAGGAACAGAGCUCGUCUUUGGUGGCAAAGGCACUGACUGGGCCAUUUAGGUUUAUUCUUCACUACUUUUGGUACAGUCCUUCCAGUUCCUCCCUGCCCUCGGGACUCGUUCGACUUGUCAGUAAACAAAUUAACUGGCAGCUAGUGCUUGCAAGUAAUGGGAAGUUGCUUGCUGUUGUUCAAGAUCAAUGUCUAGAGAUCAGGUCUGCGAGAGAUGACUUUGGUUCAGUCAUUGGAAAAUGCCAAGUGCCCAAGGAUCCGAACCCGCUGUGGAGGAGGGUGGCCUGGAGCCAGGACUGCACCUUGCUGGCGCACGCAGACAGCAUGGGCACAGUGCGCGUCUUCGACCUGAUGGGCAGCGAGCUCUUCGUCAUCCCUCCGACUGCCAGCUUCCCAGGGGAUUUCAGCUAUGCCGUGGCAGGCCUUAUCUUCUUGGAGUACACGAGCAGUGCCCAGUGGUCCGCGGAGCUACUGGUCAUCACCUACAGGGGUCAUCUCAAAAGUUACCUGGUCAGCGUGGGGACCAAUCAGGGCUUCCAAGAGAGCCACAGCUUCAGCUUUGCCACGCACUACGACCAUGGCAUCACUGCUGCUCUAUACCACCCUGGACACCGGCUGCUGCUGGUGGGGGGCUGCGAGGUGGGGGGCUGCGAGGCCUCCAAGGCUAGCCGCAGUGGACUGACUGCAUGGAGGGUGUUGUCCGGGUCCCCCCACUACAAACAGGUGACCAGCGCAGAGGCCGAUCUGGGCUUGGCCCAGAGACGAGGGCUCUUCAGAUUUCCCAGCUUUCGUUUCUUUUCCAGGCAAGGCAAUGAGAAGGACGGCAUAUUCCGGAUGAGCCUUUCCCCUGACGGCUCCGCCUUGGCAGCAAUCCACUUCUCAGGUCAGCUGACGCUGUGGGAGGUGCCUUCCCUGCGGCAGAGCGGCGCAUGGAUACAGGAGUCCCAGCCAGGAUUCGAUGAGAUGAACCCGGAGUGGAGGAACUCACUGGAGAAAAGGAGGAAAAUGAAAGAUAAGGAGCAGUACUACCCGCUGCUGGAUGUCAACUGGUGGAGCGAGAGUGCUGUGAUCCUGGCCCGUUGCUCUGGAGCGCUCACCGUCUCGUCCGUGCGGACUCUGCGCAACCUGCUGGGCAAGUCCUGCGAGUGGUUUGAACCUUCUCCGCAGGUCACCACUGCCCAUGAUGGGGGCUUCCUCAGCCUGGAGUGUGAGACAAAGCUGGCUCCAAAGAGGCCCCGUCCUGAGAGCGGCGCGGGUGCGGUCAUGGGCGAGGAUGACUGUGGCGCCGCCGAUGAUGACUCGAGCUCUGAGGAUGAGGGCUCUGCCCGGGCUCGCUACCUGGGCUAUGUACAGAGGGGGCUCUACUACGUGACGGAGAUGGAGCGGUUUGCUCCGCCACGGAAACGCCCACGAACUGUAAUGAAGAACUACCGCCUUGUAAGCCUGAGGUCCACCACGCCAGAGGAGCUCUACCAGAGGAAGAUUGACAGCGAGGAGUACGGAGAGGCCCUGUCCUUGGCGCAGGCUUAUGAUCUCGACUCAGACCUCGUCUACCAGCGCCAGUGGAGGAAGUCUCCUGUGAGCAUCGCAUCCAUCCAGGAUUACUUGAGCAAGAUCAGGAAGCGCUCAUGGGUCCUGCACGAGUGUGUGGAACGGGUACCUGAGAACGUGGAUGCUGCCAAGGAGCUCCUGCAGUAUGGCCUGAAGGGCACCGACCUAGAAGCGCUCAUUGCGAUCGGCAACGGCCAGGAUGGUGGGAGAUUCAUCCUGCCUGGUGACGUGGAUGUGGACGACGAGCCCUAUGAAGAAUUCCUCUCGCCGGCAGAGGAGCUCCGCAGGAAGAAAGAGCUGGAGGCUCGAAGGAGGCUAGAGCUGUUGGAUAAGGUGGACUUCAGCAGACUCACCCUGGAGCAGAAGGAGCUCUGCAGGAACAGACUGAAACUGCUGUCUUAUUUGGACUGCUUGGCUACUUAUGAGGAAGUGCUGGGCGGCCCACAUGCUGCAGAGCAGAGAUACGAUGCAGAGUUCUUCAGAAGGUUCCGGAAUCAGAAUAUUGUGCUGUCAGCAAGGACCUACGCCAGGGAGAGCAAUGUGCAAGCGCUGGACAUCCUGUUCACGUAUCAUGGCGCCGAGCUCCUCCAGCAUCGUCUAGCCAUCUUGCACAACUUUCCAGAGACUACUUCUCCUCACGAGUAUGCUGUGCUCCUCCCGGAGGCUAGAUAUGACGACGAAGGCAACCUGGUGCUGAUACCCUGGGAUGAGCAGAGGCACCGGGAGCAGGAUUGGUGUGAGAAGCAAGAGUGCAGGGCGGUGCUCGAGUGCCAUGUGCAGGACGAGGACCGCUUCCUGUAUGACGAACAGCCGGAGCUCUUCCGGUUCCGAGCAGCGACACCCUCCAUCGAGCUCUUGACGGACUGGUACCUGCAACGGGCAGGGGACAUUGACAGCUGCUCCCGGCAGGUGGAUUGCGCUCUGUCACUGGUGCGCCUCGGCAGGGAGAGGGACGUUCCCGGCUUGGAGCAGCUGUGCGAUGACCUGGUGACCCUGGAGACACUGGUGUACGAGGCCGGCGAGCUGAGCCUCACGCUGAGGGAACUGCAGCACAUGAAGGACAUCGACAAGCUGAGGCUGCUCAUGAAGAACUCGCCCGAAGAGCGCUAUGUGAAGAACGCUUACCAGUGGAUGGUGCCCUUCCUGCACAGGUGCGAGAGCCGUGACCCGGGCUCAGCUCGCACCAUCCUGCGGGAGUACCUGGUCAGCCUGUCCAACGAGGACCUCUCCCUCCCGCUCAGGAUAUUCCAGCACUCCAAGCCUGACUGUCAGCAGAAGAUCAUUGGAGACCAUGACCAGCUCAUGUCUGUUGCCCUGGAGUGCAUCUACAGCUGUGAGCGAGACGACCAGCUCUCCUUGUGCUACGACAUCCUGGAAUGUCUACCUCAGCGAGGUUACGGGCCAGAAACCAACCUGACCAGGACUCUUCACGACCAGGUGGAUAAAUUAGAAAAGCACCUGAGUGUGGCCGAGGUGCUGGAGAAGCACGGACUGCAGAAGCCCAUCUCUUUCGUGAAGCAGAGCCAGAGCAGCCGAGAGGAGGCCCACCAGCUGAUGGUGAAGCUCACCCGUCAUGUCGGACGCAAGACACCUCCAGUGAGUGAAAACUUGUGGAAAGGGCUGCUGCAGGACAUGCUGGACAUACAGCGCAGCGUGUACACCUGUCUGGAGCCGGACACCUGCCGCCAGAUCUUCGCCGAGAGUUUGCUGUGUUCCAGUCGGGUGGAGGGAAUCCGAUUGGCGGGACAGCUCCUGCAGCGCAGUUCCAUCUCCUUGGACAUCCCUGCCGGCCCUUCGUCUCCCCCGAAGGUGCCGUAUCAGAGGAGCGUGGAGCUGGUCCUGGCAGCGGCCCGCGAGUACUUCAACUCCUCUGCGACACUCAGCGACAGCUGCAUGAGUCUUGCACGCUCUUGUUUACAGCUGAUCUCGGAUUGCCCCCCUCCCAUCAAGGAGGAGCUGGACUUGAUCAGCGCCCUCAGCCACCUGGAAGACUUUGAUGUUAAGAUCCUCCCUUUACAAGUGCGCCUGCGGAGCGACCGGCUCACGCUCAUCCGGGAGUGUGUGAAGCAGUGUCCCACGGCCUACAGGCAGUCGGCUCUCCUCCUCGACCUGGCAGCUCUGUUGCGCGUAGCAGGUGACGACGAGCUGACGCGGAGGGGCCAGGUGCUGGCGUUGCUGGCAGAACAGGCCCUCAAGUGCCAGGACCACAAAGCUUCCUACAUCCACUGCCAGGAGCUCAUGGCUGCAGUUUAUACUCCUGGGUGGCUCGUCUGCAGCCAGCUGGCCCAGUGUGACAUAUACCGGGAUCUGGAGGCCCGCAGAGAGCUUGUGGCCUUCGCCCUCACCCACUGCCCACCUGAGCACAUCCAGGGCCUACUGGCCACCAGCAGCUCCCUGCAAACCCAGAUCCUCUACCAGGCAGUGAACUACCAGAUGGACCGGUCCCCAGAGGAGCAGGACCACCCAGAGAGUUCCGUGGAGCCGACUGUGGACACCCAGCAGGCUGACGAACGAACCCCCGGGACCAGCCUCUCCUCGGACUUGCUGCACAGAACCACGGCGCGCACCCUGGAAGUGGUCUCCAACACAACGGCGAGCACCAAGGCGGUGCUGCAUGCCAUGAGCGACUCGCAGUGGUGGAGGGCAUCCGUCCGUUACCUGCGACCCCUGCGUGGUCAAGAAGCAGGUUGUGCACGGAAGGAGCCGUCGGGGGGAAAUGCAGAUUUGGAAAGACAAGGAUGCUUCCCGUUCUACGAGUCGCUGUUCGAUAAUCCCUGCGUCCAGGAAAGCGAAGAACUCUACACGCCAUACAGUCGCACUCCGGUGGAGGACUUCGCAGAGGUUUUGCUCCGCACCGGGAAGCUCGCCGAGACGCGGAGUGAAGGGCAAAGCGUGUUCCCUGCCACGGAAGUUCUCCUUCAACUAGCCAGCGAUGCCCUGCCCAAGGAUAUAACACUAGCACUGGCCUACCUACUCGCACUGCCUCAGGUCCUGGAUGCCAACAAGUGUUUUGAGAAGCAAGCUCACUCGGCGUUAUCGCUACAGCUGGCUGCAUAUUAUUACGCCCUGCAAAUAUAUUCACGACUGGCUCCCUGUUUCAAGGACAAGUGCCACACACUUUACCGGGCAGACCCCAAGGAGCUGAUUCAGCUGGUCACCUGCUGUGUGGCGGACCGCGGUUCGGAUCUUGGCUCGGACGAGCUGCACCAAAUGAUCAGCCAGCUGCAGCUGUACAACGAGCGCCUGACGGACUUCACGCAAGCCCAGGUCCUGCAGGGGCUCGGUCGCGGUGUGGAUGUGCAGCGCUUCUCGGCUGACGCCAAAUACAAGAAGGAGACCAUCCUCGGCCUUGCAGAAACGCUCGAGGAGAACGUGUACCAGAUAUCCCUGUCUCUGGCCCAGCGAUACCGUGUCCCUCUCUGGGACGUGUACAUGACACAUCUGGAGUUCCUCUUCACUGACAGUGGGCUGUCGACGAAGGACAUUGAGAGCCGGAGUGGAUCUCUGGGCCUCUUUGAGAUACUCAAGAGUGAUCCGCCAGCCUUCUACAGGCACAUGAGCAAGUACGUGUAUCCCAGCAUUGAGGGCUCAGACCUGAGCCGCUUGCUCUACUACUUCAGCCUGCUUGAGGCCUGCGGCUGCUCCAGUCUGGCCGGAGAGAAGGUUACCCCCGCCGAUCAUGUGAAAUUACUGAAGAAGCUCAAGGCCGUGGCCACAGGGCUGGACUACAAAAAGUUGAUGGACUUGGACGCGGACCCUCUGGACGCCCUGCAGCCAGUGCUGACCAGUCAGAACGUGCUGUCCAUCUCCAAGCUGGUCUCCAGGAUUGCUCCAAAGGCUGGGGUGGCGCUGUCCCCCAGCAGGGUGCACGGCGCCUGGCUGCACAAGCUCUUCUGGAAGGGGGACCCCCAGGUCCUGAAGAAACCUCCGCAGACGGGCGCCGAUUUCCUGCACGCCUACGACGCCUGCGCCAAGUACUUUGACCGGCUAACCCCAGCAGAUGCCACCGCUUUUGUGGAUGCCGUGACUUUCUCUCCUGAGGCGGUUGAGCAGCUGACCGUGGACAUAAGGUCAGAGGUGACCAGGCGAGCCCUGCGGGCCGUCAGACAGGCAGGCGAAAAAGUGAGGAAGAGGAGUGCCGAAGAGGGCGAGAGCUCAGCCACCGGCUUCGAGAAGGCUCUCGACCACCUGCAGCAGUCACUUGCUCACCUGGAGACCCUGAGCCAUGGCUUUGCACUCUUCCUGCGCAGCAACGGCCAGGAACAGCUGCAACGGUACGGCCAUUUGUACGACAUGUCCAGGUCCGAGAAGGACAAGAUUCACGAGCUGGCCAUCACCAUGGCGAUAGACGGACAGCCACUCGAUUACGUGAAGCAGCUGCUCGACGUGGCCACGGGGCCUUCGGAUGACACCCCGAAGCGCGUGGUGCGAGACGCUGUCGAGAGGGUCGUUUCAGCACUGAGGCGAGACGAUGGGGCGUUGGCAGACGGCAGAGACGCCAUGGAGGUCCUCCAGGGGAUCGUGGCAGCGGUGCGCACCAGCGUGCAGUCAGGCGGUGACCUCGUCUCCUCGGACGACCUCCUGGGUUGGCUGCGGCCCUUCUGCGGGGACACGGCGGUGGCAGCGCGCCUGCGUGUCCAGGUGCUACAGGCUCUGGAGCGAGACUUCCCGCUGAGCGAGCACGACCGUAGGCUGCUGUUGCUCUUCCGCAGCCAGACCGUGCUGCGCUCCUGCUGGCCGCACACACAGCUGGACAUGGCUGAUGUGGAGAGCGAGAUGAAGCGCCUCGAGCUCUUCCAGAAGCUCCUGGCCACCAGCUCUAGGUGGGAGGAGCUGCAGCACCUGGCUCUGCUCCUGCAGGUCUGGCCUCCCACCACGAGCGACACCCUAGUCCACUCUGUAGAAAACCCCUGGGUGAAGCUGACUGCAGCCAUGGUGUCCAGCUGUGUCCCGGAGCUGCAGAACAGUGCCGGCAGGGAGGUCCUCAUCAUGUGCCGCUCUCUGUAUGGUACCAAGCACCAACUGCCCCCACAGUGUAUUCGACAUAUAUCAGCCCUGAUCCUGGAUCAGCCUGGAUUCCUGCUGCCAGCCCUCAAGCUGAUGGCGGAGAGCCGAGACGUGGAGCUGCUCACGCUGACCCUGGAUCAGAUAAGAGCCGUCACCCAAGUAAACGAGCAGAACUGCGAUGAUGAGUUGCUGUCCCUCCUGCUGGAUGCUGACCUGCUGCAAGAGUGCUGGGGUACUGUUCUGUACCCCUGCCUCGUGGCCCACCUCCUGCUGCACUACGUGGAGAAGGGCUGGGACGUGGAGAAGACUGCCCGCAGGAUGCGCGAGGCCGGCCACGUUGCAGAGGCAGGGUCGCUGCUGCUGGCCUACAAGGGCACGCCCCCGGGUCAGGUCACCUUCAGCAUGGCCCUCGCCGUCGCACACCGGUGGCUGUAAACACGGAUGGCUCUGCGAUAGCACUGCCCCCUACAGGCCGGAGUACAGAAGUUCAGCCUGUGUGUUUUGACAGGAAUAUGAAUUCCACUCCAUUCACUGUUCUUUCACCGAAAGACACAAAAAUGUUCAUGUCUAACUGUUAACUUGUAACACUUUAUUAGGACAACAAAAAAUGCAAAAAAUUUCAAUUAACUAAUUAUUCACAGUGAAUUCUCUUAGAAGUCUUUGUUGACAGCUUCCACAGUGGAUCAGAUAGGUUUUGUUUGUGGGUGGGGUCUUUGUUGUUUUUUGGGUUUAUUCUAAACAAGCCGCUGCAGGCCCUGGCUACCGAGUUAUUGCCCAACACUCACUGCAUCUGCACUCCCGGCCGGGCAGAGCACAAUUGUUAUGCGAGUCUGUCCAUACGGAAUCGUCCCUUCAGCCACCCUUGGUGCACCAGUCAGCCGCAGUCUCACACUGCCACUUCAUUUCCAACGUGUGAAUUAAAAGACACACUAAUGUACCU
Molecule: messenger RNA, 7642 nt
Organism: Scleropages formosus (Asian bonytongue)
Lineage: Eukaryota; Metazoa; Chordata; Actinopteri; Osteoglossiformes; Osteoglossidae
Gene: nbas
Product: NBAS subunit of NRZ tethering complex
Exons: 52
Coding region: 43-7137 (2364 amino acids)
Biological process (GO): retrograde vesicle-mediated transport, Golgi to endoplasmic reticulum
Cellular component (GO): Dsl1/NZR complex
Molecular function (GO): SNARE binding
Source: RefSeq, a predicted model, not a curated record